AUGGUUCCUCACACUGAGGACAAGGUUCCUCACACUGAGAACAAGGUUCCUCACUCUGAAGACAUGGUUCCACACACUGAGGAAAAGGUUCCUCACCCUGAUGACAAGGUUACUCACACUGAGGACAAGGUUCCUCACUCUGAGGACAAAGUUCUUCACUCUCAGGACAAGGUUCCUCACUCUGAAGGCAGGUUCCUAACUCUGAAGACAAGGUUCUUCACUCUCAGGACAAGGUUCCUCACUCUGAAGGCAGGUUCCUCACUCUGAAGACAAGGUUCCUCACUCUGAGGACAAGGUUCCUCACUCUGAAGGCAGGUUUCUCACUCUGAGGACAUGAUUCCUCACUCUGAGGACAUGGUUCCUCACAUUGAGGACAAGGUUCCUCACAGUGAGGACAAUGUUCCUCACUCUGACGACAAGGUUCCUCACACUGAGAACAAGGUUCCUCACUCGGAAGACCAGGUUCCUCACUCUAGGACAAGGUUCCUUACUCUGAGGACAAGGUUCCUCACUCUGAGAACAAGGUUCCUCAGUCUGAGGAGAGGGAUCCUCCCACUGAGGAAAAGCUUCCUCACUCUGAGAAGAAGGUUCCCCACUCUGAAGACAAGGUUCCACACUCUGAGGACAAGGUUCCUCAGUCUGAGGACAAGGUUCCUCCCUCUGAGGACAAGGUUCCUCACUCUGAGGACUGGUUUCCUCACUCUGAGGACAAGGCUCCUCACUCUGAAGGCAGGUUCCUCACUCUGAGGACAUGGUUCCUCACUCUGAGGACAAGGCUCCUCACCCUGACGACAUGGUUCCUCACACUGAGGACAAGGUUCCUCACUCUGAGGACAAGGUUCCUCACUCUGAGGACAAGGUUCCUCACCCUGAAGGCAGGUUGCUCACAAUGAGGACAACGUUCCUCACUCUGAAGGCAGGUCCUCACUCUGAGGACAUCGUUCCUCACUCUGAGGACAAGGUUUGUCACUCUGAAGAAAAGGUUCUUCAAUCUGAAGGCUGGUUCCUCACUCUGAGGACAAGGUUCCCCACUCUGAAGGCAGGUUCCUCACUCUGAGGACAUGGUUCCUCACUCUGAGGACAAGGUUCCUCACUCUGAGGACAAGGCUCCUCACCCUCAGGACAUGGUUCCUCACACUGAGGACAAGGUUCCUCACUCUGAGGACAAGGUUCCUAACUCUGAGGACAAGGUUCCUCACCCUGAAGGCAGGUUGCUCACAAUGAGGACAACGUUCCUCACUCUGAAGGCAGGUUCCUCACUCUGAGGACAUCGUUCCUUACUCUGAGGACAAGGUUUGUCACUCUGAGGAAAAGGUUCUUCAAUCUGAAGGCUGGUUCCUCACUCUGAGGACAAGGUUCCCCACUCUGAAGGCAGGUUCCUCACUCUGAGGACAUGGUUCCUCACUCUGAGGACAAGGUUCCUCACUCUGAGGACAAGGCUCCUCACCCUCAGGACAUGGUUCCUCACACUGAGGACAAGGUUCCUCACUCUGAGGACAAGGUUCCUAACUCUGAGGACAAGGUUCCUCACCCUGAAGGCAGGUUGCUCACAAUGAGGACAACAUUCCUCACUCUGAAGGCAGGUUCCUCACUCUGAGGACAUCGUUCCUCACUCUGAGGACAAGGUUUGUCACUCUGAGGAAAAGGUUCUUCAAUCUGAAGGCUGGUUCCUCACUCUGAGGACAAGGUUCCUCACUGUGAGGACAACGUUCCUCCCUCUGAGGAAAAGGGUCCUCACUCUGACGACAAGGUUCCUCACUCUGAAGGCAAGUUCCUCGCACCGAGGACAACGUUCCUCACUCUGAGGACAAGGUUCCUCACUCUGAGGACGCUUCGUUCCUCACUCUGAGGACAAGGUCCCUCACUCUGAGGACAAGAUUCCUCACUAUGAGGAGAAGAUUCCUCACUCUGAGGACAAGGUUCCUCAUUCUGAGGACUGA
Paramuricea clavata is the source of this 1940-nucleotide messenger RNA. The record is from the annotation of a GenBank genome assembly. Lineage: Eukaryota; Metazoa; Cnidaria; Anthozoa; Malacalcyonacea; Plexauridae.